Messenger RNA from Hevea brasiliensis (rubber tree), 674 nucleotides. RefSeq lists its product as uncharacterized. Bases 162 to 431 code for a protein of 89 amino acids. The record is from RefSeq and is a predicted model, not a curated record. Lineage: Eukaryota; Viridiplantae; Streptophyta; Magnoliopsida; Malpighiales; Euphorbiaceae. The transcript has 2 exons.
UGAAAACCUUCAAUUCAACGGCCCAUAAUCGUCCGAGCCGGUCUCUCUUUUUCUCUGCAUGGGCAUCGGGAAUCAGAUCCCCAAUUUAUAUAUCUGGGGUUAGGGUUUGCAAGUCUAUUUCAUCAAUUAACUCCCAAUUUUAUCUAAAAAUUUCGAAGGAAAUGGCGAUGAGGAAGUUCUACAGCGAGAUAAAGGGGUUGAAACUGAAGGAAGUGCCCAACUACGUAAAGCCGAUGCUAUCGAUCGAUUACGUGAAGAAAUCGGUGCAGAAAGGUUUGGACAAUUACCAAACCAAGUACAUUGAGACCAGCUCCAUUGAUCCUCUCUACCAUGUCUGCUUCGGUGGCAUGAUUUUUUCCUACCUUGUUGCUCUUCCGGAGGAGCGCCGCCACCUCGAGCACCAGCAGCAUGCUAAGGAGCACGGCCACUGAUUCAUUGAUUGAUCGAUUCGUCGGUCUUUCAGUGAUUCGGUGAACCUCCUGGGAGUUGAUUUUACAAACAUUGAUUUGCUUGAUGUUUUAUUUUUGUGUUUCUUGAUAUGGUAGGCAGGAAGAUACUGUCUUUUCACUGCUUGGUAGCAUGAAGUGAUGAAAUAAAAUACACUUGGCCAUGAGUAUUGAGCAUAAUUGCUUUUCUAUUUAAAUGUUAUAUGGGAAUGGUACUUGUUUUUGUUC